AUGUCUAAGGCACAGUUUGAGGAAAUUCAUCGUUUGAUUGAAGAAGACAUCAAAAAAAUACGGACAAAAUUUCGUAAACCUAUUGGAACAAAAGAAAGACUUGCAGUAUGUUUAAGAUUUUUGGCAACUGGAAACUCCUAUCGGUCGUUGGCGUUCAGUUAUCGCAUGGGUUUUUCUACAGUUAAAAUCAUAGUCGAAGAAGUAUGUACUGCAAUAUGGAAGAAUUUGGCACCUAUUGUAAUGCCCAAACCUACUGAACAAACAUGGAGAGAGAUUGAAAAAGGUUUUGAAAAGAUAUGGCAUUUCCCAAAUUGUCUCGGAUCACUGGACGGAAAGCACAUUAAUUUAAUAUGUCCAAUAAAUGCCGGCUCAACUUAUUUUAAUUACAAAAAUGAGCAUUCGAUUGUGUUGCUAGGACUUGUUGACGCCCAUUACAGAUUUAUUAUAGUAGAUGUAGGGGCAUAUGGGAGAAAUAGUGAUGGUGGUAUAUACCAAGAGUCAUUAAUGGGGAAAAUGUUUGAAAAUUGUCAGUUAAAUGUGCCACCGAAUAAACCAUUAAGCCAAAAUACUGAACCUUUACCUUACACUAUUGUGGCAGAUGCGGCAUUUCCAUUAAAAACCUAUUUAUUAAAACCAUACAGUAAAGUAAAAUUAGUUAACAAAAUUUAA
This is a messenger RNA of Pieris macdunnoughi, 669 nucleotides long. Lineage: Eukaryota; Metazoa; Arthropoda; Insecta; Lepidoptera; Pieridae. The record is from the annotation of a GenBank genome assembly.